UCCUCGCGUUGCUACUGAUCUAGCCUUUCCCCUUUGAACAGUCCGGUUCAGAAAGAUGGAACCGAAGUCUGCGAGCCUGUCCAAGGAAGCGGAGCUGGACUGGCUGAAGACGGUGGCUGAGCUGGCGGAGGAGAAGAACGCCAUUUUGACUCAGGAGCUCCAGCAGUUGGGGAAUACCCUGGUCGAGGAGGAGAAAGAACUGAAAAAGAUGGAAAGGAGAUAUGAGGAGGAAUCUGCGAAUGAUAAAGCCAUGGAGUCGUUGUUGUCGCAGCUGCCGAAAAAUAAUCUUCUAGAGAGGGGAAAGAAACUCCAAAAAAUCGCCAGCAAAGUUCUCCCGCCACCGAGCUACCACAGUGCGAGUCCAACCUGAACCUGCUGAGUAAAUCCACGGACGGUUACAUCAGCAAACUCACCCUGCAGAACGAGUCGUUAGGGGUGGCCUUUGCGGAGAAGAGGAGACACAAUGAACAGAUGAAUGAGUGGCGUCAACAGCUGAAGUCAUUGAAUAAAGAAUUAUCUGAAGUUGAACUGCUUGCAAAUCAAGCAGAGAUUGCAUUUAAAGCCCUGUCAGCUGCAAGAUAUAAUUAAUGAUUUUUUUUUUGUAUUUUCUCAAAGAAUUAAAAGCUAUUUUUUGUAUUUCAGGGUU
Messenger RNA from Penaeus vannamei (Pacific white shrimp), 646 nucleotides. RefSeq lists its product as uncharacterized. NCBI's taxonomy places the organism in Eukaryota, Metazoa, Arthropoda, Malacostraca, Decapoda, Penaeidae. The record is from RefSeq and is a predicted model, not a curated record.